This is a messenger RNA of Guyanagaster necrorhizus, 1210 nucleotides long. RefSeq names its product LmbE-like protein. The transcript has 5 exons. Gene Ontology annotation, molecular function: N-acetylglucosaminylphosphatidylinositol deacetylase activity. The coding region runs from base 351 to 1166 and encodes 271 amino acids. Gene Ontology annotation, cellular component: endoplasmic reticulum. NCBI's taxonomy places the organism in Eukaryota, Fungi, Basidiomycota, Agaricomycetes, Agaricales, Physalacriaceae. The record is from RefSeq and is a predicted model, not a curated record.
CUGAUCGCUGUUGUUUUUGGCACCCUCGUAUCUGAGCAAAAGUCCUAUUAACUUGGAGGAGAGAAUGUUACUGCACGGCAAAACGGUGUCUUUCACUGGCGAGCGAACAGUGUAGACCCACUUUUCUUAAAAUUUGUGGGAGGUGCACGCUUCUACUGCCCUGCCUGUCUGGCACUACAUCUCAUGUUGAUACUCAUCCCGCGUUACCACCGAGUUUCUGUCACGUUUAUCCAACAAUCACACUGGCCCAAAAUUUCAAUUCAAUUCUGACACAUUACUUAGAGUAUGCAGGGCAGCAAUGGUUCCGACUCGUAAAUCGGUUCCGGCGUUCGGACCGGAUGGGUCAAGACAUGUUGGCCAUCAACGCCAUUAUCGUUGCUCUGAUUCCCUUAUUGUGUGCUGUCUUAUACCUUCCUACAGCAAGCGAAAAUGCCUUGAAUCUUCCUUCACUUAAGAAUGAAAAUUUCCUAUUUCUUACAGCCCACCCAGAUGACGAAUGCAUGUUUUUUGCGCCCACCAUUAUUUCUCUGCUUCCUCAUGUCCAAGUCCACGUCCUUUCGCUAUCUACAGGAAACGCCGAUGGUCUAGGAGAUAUUCGCAGGACAGAGUUGAUGGCAAGUCUGGAUGUUCUUGGUGUAAAGGAAGGAAAUAGGCAUGUUGUUGACCAUCCCGCGCUCCAGGAUAACAUUACCAUGUCCUGGGGAGCCAACAUUAUCUCAGAUAUUUUGGGCUUAUAUGUGUCGGACCUGGACAUUACGACAAUCCUGACGUUCGACCGAGCGGGCGUCUCUGGACAUCCAAACCACCGGUCGCUCCCAGAGGGUGUCAAGCAUUUCAUCGAGACGACAGCCGUACAACCUCCUCCCAAAUUCUUCGCUCUGAUCAGUGUCCCCACGUCGACGAAAUAUGUCGGGAUUUUCGCUCCUCUGCUGGCCAAGUUCGAUUUGUCCAGCACGAAACUUUUGCAUAGUGUCGAAGCCUUUUGGGGUGCGCCAGGACUGACGGAUACCAUGCCGGUCUUUGUUGCAGGCGUGAAAGAGUAUUUGACUGCCCAUCGAGCGAUGCGGGCGCACAAGAGCCAGCUGGUCUGGUUCCGGCGGUUGUAUGUAUUGUUUUCGAGGUAUAUGUGGGUGAAUGAGUGGCAUCUAGUACGGCUCCAACAAUAAUGAUACAUCCUAUCUUGCUCGGUCAGUGCUCGCAGACAGGCCCA